Molecule: messenger RNA, 1418 nt
Organism: Drosophila hydei
Lineage: Eukaryota; Metazoa; Arthropoda; Insecta; Diptera; Drosophilidae
Product: phenoloxidase-activating factor 2-like
Exons: 3
Coding region: 130-1350 (406 amino acids)
Biological process (GO): proteolysis
Molecular function (GO): serine-type endopeptidase activity
Source: RefSeq, a predicted model, not a curated record
GAUGUCAGACAACCGUUUGGUGCAUAUUAUUUGCCUCGAAGUCCAGAGUUAAAAGUUGAAAUAUUCGUAAUAAUUAAUCACUGAAGUUUUUUUAGAUACUGCAGUUUUAGAAAAACUUUGGGUGUCAAAAUGCAGCAGAUAUUUCGUUUGAUAGCAGUUGUCCUGCUACUUAGCUUCGCAACUGCGGCUCAAGAUAACAAACCACAGAGUUCGGAAGACGCUCUCAAAGUUGAAUUGCAAGCAAAAAUAAGAAGUAUCUUGACACCCACUGCACAGCAGGUUGAGCAGUUAAGAGCUCUAUUCGAAACAUUCACCUCAAACCUUUCAUCUACUGGAACAUGCCAACAAAAUACAAAUAAACCAGUGCAAGUUUCGUGCGAGCCUAACCACGUAUGUGUUCCGCUAACGAAUUGUAAAUUCAAAACGCUUAAUAAAGACGGGAAUAACAUAAUCCAACUUCGAAAUGCAAAUAAUAAUGCGUGUAACUAUUUGGAAACCUGCUGUCCCAUAGACAAAAUCAAUAUGUCCAUCGACAAUGAUAUGGGCGAGGACGAGCAAGCGGCGUGUGGCAUUCGGCAUGUGAAUGGCGUCAGUUUGAAUCAGAAAGCUGAGUUUGGUGAAUUUCCCUGGAUGGUGGCCAUCAUGUUGAAGCCGGAGAAAACUUAUUUUGGAGGCGGUUCGAUUUUGUCGCCAAAAAUUGUGCUGACUGCAGCUCACAAGGUUGACAGUAUAGAUGCGGAAAAGCUGCUGAUUCGUGCUGGCGAGUGGGAUAUGAACUCAGAGCUGGAACGCUAUCCACAUAUAGAUCGCAAUGUUAGCGAGAUACUACUCCAUGACAGUUACUCCAAGACAACCAAGACUAACAAUAUAGCCUUGCUUGUUCUUGAUAACAGCUUCAGCAACAAUCCACACAUCUCGCCCAUCUGUCUGCCCAGUGCCAAUGCCAAAUUUGAUUAUUCAAACUGCAUUGUCACGGGCUGGGGCCAAAAGACCCUAGGCGCGAGGUAUGAACACGUUCUUAAGGAGGUAACCGUGCCCAUCGUACCUCGUGACGAAUGCCUUGAAAAGCUGCUAGCUGUACGAAUUCCUCCCUCACAUGUUCACCCGAGCUACAUGUGCGCAGGCGGCAAGGCAGGUUUCGAUUCCUGCCUGGGCGAUGGCGGAGCUCCCCUCGUCUGUCCCAUCUUGGGCAAUCCCGAUCGAUACUACCAGACAGGCAUUGUGGCAUGGGGGGUCCGUUGCGCCAUGGACAAUGUGCCCGCUGUCUACACAAAUGUUUCAUAUCUCCUGUCCUGGGUUAUCAAAGAACUCGAUAGGUUGGGCAUUGAUAAGCAAUUCUAUACUCUAUAAUCACUUAGAUAUCUAAGUCGCUAUGCUGAAAAAAUAGCUCCACAUAGCAAUAGCCGUAGUUAAAAACG